AAACAAUAAAAACUGAACUUUCCACAAUUUCACGCGUCACUGGCACUGAUAAACGUCACUGUUACACUAAAACCGUAACCUCCUUCAGCAUCCGCGAAAACAAAUGACAAACGCGACUAGGUGAAGGCGAGCGAUUGUCUCGAUUCCACUCGUUUACCGCACACGCGGUGCAAUGUCAUACGCUCUUACUACUUCCGACCACCUUUCUAGCGUGCAUCCCGGCAAAAUUAUAAAAGGAGGGCGUUUGCGCCGCGCGCAUUUAGUCACUCACCAGCCGCCGUCUGGCACACACGUCCGCGACCGGUUAUGCGAUAGAGUCUCCGCACGCGAACGAAAUGGAGGGGACACCCCCCAGUCAUAUGCCGGAGGAUGAGGGCAUUGCGUCCGACCGGCGCCCGUCCACCGACGACCAUGCGGACCUGUCCGACUCCGCCUCAGAUACAGGCUCUGGGGGUGGCAAGGACUCGGGCUGCGAGGUCGCUCCCGACACCCAGGAACCACCCUACAACCCUCCCGACGAAGAACUAGCCAGCAAGAUCGCCGCUCAAGUCGAGUUCUACUUCUCUGACGCGAACAUUACCAAGGAUGCCUUCCUGUUGAAACACGUCAGGAGGAAUAAAGAAGGAUAUGUGUCUCUGAAACUGAUAUCUAGCUUCAAACGUGUCAAGCAUUUAACGAAGGACUGGAGGGUGGUUGCGGAAGCGCUGAAGCGUUCAACCAAGUUGGAGAUCAACGAAGCUGGUACAAAACUACGUAGAAUAGAUCCUUUGCCCGCCUAUGAUGAGACUACGCCUUCAAGGACUGUGGUAGCGGUUAAGAUGCCCAUCGACCGCCCGUCUGUGGAGAAUGUGUCUCGUCUCUUCGCUGGAUGUGGGGAGAUAGCCUUAGUCCGUGUGCUGAGACCUGGCAACCCCGUUCCGGCAGACGUUCGCCAAUUCCUGAACAAGAACCCGAGUUUGGUUAACUGUGUGUGUGCGUUAGUUGAGUUCACCGAAUCGGAAUCCGCUAGGGAAGCCCUGCGGCUGCAGAGCUCCGACGACGAAGGCAUGCGAGUGUACGAGCUGAAUGGUGUACCUCGCGAGCCUAAGAAGAAGCCAGCAGUGCGGAGAAUGUCGGCCAGAAGACACGAGUGCGAGUAUUCCUCCUGUUGCAGUGGCUCUGAACCGGAGUACGACUACAGAUACGGAACCCCGUUCCAUAGAAGGAACUCGAGCGGGUUCUUUGCCCCCCGCUCCCCGGAGAUCCAGGCGUGGAUGCCGCGCCGCGUCAGCAACUGCAGCCACAGCUCCGACUCAGGGGUUUCCUUCUUCUGUGGCUCCAGAAGAUCUUCGCAAGCCAGCACUGGCAGCGCUAGCAGCGGCGAGGGCUGGUUGGCGCGUCGACUGUCUGGAUGCUCGCUGUCCGGGACGGAGUGUGGGGGGAGGCGGCUGUCGUUCACCCCCCGGUUCGAGCCGCGAGCCCCGCUGGUCCCGGAUGGCACUAGGGGGUUCCAUGCGGCGGCUCGCCAGCGGAGGAUCUCGGACUUGGCUCUAUACUCGCGCUAGAAAGCGACCACAGACCGUGACUCCUUUCUAUCGUCGGAUUGGAUAACGCCUUUCACGAUCUGUUUGCGUCGAGACUCGAGGAAGUGAUUUAGUUAGCCGCAUGUGUUAUGAGAACUGUUAUUUUUGUAAUGAGUUUGUAAUGAGCCAGAUCGCGUCCCGGUGCUGUGGAUUGAAUCGAUGUCUUAACAAUGUAUAGUUACCUAUUUACGUCCUAAUCGGAUUAAGUUUAUUUAAGGCACAGACAGCUGUGGUUAGCUUUUAAUUUUAGUAACUUAUUAGUUUUUUUUUACUGUAAGUCGCGUAUUUAUUACGAUUUUUCGCGCUUGCGCCGCGGGUUAGAGUUUUCAUCCAGUCAUGUCAGAGUUGUGAGCACAAAAGUUUUUAAAAGAAAAACAAAAUCGACAUUUGAAGAGAUUGUAGACUCUGAGACAGUAAAAUGCUCGAGAACGGUUUUUGUAAGUGGAGCAUGCAUGAGCAUUGGUGUCAGUAUUGCGCAAUGAAAAUUGCUUUUUGCGCGCGUAAGCUAUCGCUUAAAAAAAGUAAAAGUAAGAGGCAAUGGUACUACAAAUCGUUCGGCCAGCCGGCAGUACCCGCGGCGUUACGGCGACACUAUCCAUUAUGGUUUUUUAUUAUUAUUAUUUUACGAACUAAAAUUAAGUCAGUAGUUUUAAGUCAGUCACGCCAUGUCAUGAUUUCGAUAAGUUUUUUUUGUACUUUUUAAGCUUUCGUUGUGAUUUUAUUUUUGUAUAAAUAGCUUUAAGGUGAGAGCAGUUAUGUAAGUUCGCAAUUUCGCGAUUUUGGUCUUAUUUAUUUUUGCCUUUUUAAGCUCAGAGGAAGUCGUGUUACGUCAUAGGUAAUAAAUAAUAUUAUGUGUCUAAUGAAAUGACUAAUAAAUGAGGCACAGUUUUCAAUUUAUUUUAGUGGUGCUUUUUCGCUUAAUUAUGACAUCGAUCUUUCUCCGAGCUUAACAUAACAAUAACUAUUUUAUAAAGAAGUGAUGAUAUUGAUAAGUAUAAAAUAAAAAUAUUUGCAUAUAA
Messenger RNA from Plutella xylostella (diamondback moth), 2581 nucleotides. It is a transcript of the gene Achl, whose product is annotated as La ribonucleoprotein translational regulator Achilles. Gene Ontology annotation, cellular component: nucleus; ribonucleoprotein complex. Gene Ontology annotation, biological process: RNA processing. NCBI's taxonomy places the organism in Eukaryota, Metazoa, Arthropoda, Insecta, Lepidoptera, Plutellidae. The record is from RefSeq and is a predicted model, not a curated record. Gene Ontology annotation, molecular function: mRNA binding.